AUGAAUGGUGAAAAUUCUAUAUUGAAAAAAAUUUGUGGAAAAAUUCAGUUGGUUAAUGAAAUAAAUAAUUCAUUAGAUUCUUUUUAUAUUGUUCAAUGGGGUGAUAAUACUGGAUCAAUUACUCUUCAAUCUUUCAAUUCUUUAUCCAAUUACAUUAAUGAUGUUGUAAUAUUUGAAGGAAAAUUAGCAUGUCAAUAUUUUUCAAAUAGACAUCAAGAUAAUUCAAAUCAAAUGUCAAAUGAUCAAGCUGCAUUUAUUAUGAAUAAAGUAUCACAAUAUAAAAAUUAUGACAACAUUCAUGUUGAUACACCUGUUAUCACUGAAAUAGUUUCAAACACCUCUAAUAAAUCAUGUGAAAAUAAUCAAUCAAAUUUUAUUUCUACUUCUUCUUUAAACCAAAAUAAUGCUUUAGAGAUAAAUUCUUUUUCCAGAAAAUCAUCUAUUCAUUUUGAUAAUGAAUUUAACGACUACAAUAAUAUGGAUAAUGAUGAAGAAAUUCCUACUUUAGAGAAUACAUGUAGUGUUUUUGAUAAUGAUUUUCACAAUGAAUUUUAUUAUUUAAUGACUGCAGAAAAGAGAAGUUUUAAUUCUGAAAUCACGAACAAUAAUUUACAUUUUAAUAAAACAAAUAAUGAUUUUAAUUUGCUUAAAGAAAGUGAUAAAUCACUUUCAUUUGCUGAAAAUUUUGUUGAAAAAAAUCCUAAAUCUUCUGAAUCAUGGAGUUCUGUUGCUAAACAAAUUGAAAUAUUAACUGAUUGUGGCAAUUUUAUAAAUUAUCAAAAUAAUUGGUUUAAGUAUAUAAAAGAAGACGCAGAGAAAAUUGGUGAUAAAAUUAACUGGGAAGAUUUGGAAAUAAUAAGUGAAAUAAAUUACGAAUCUAAGCAUUAUUUUGUAGGCUAUAAUAAAGAAAGUAAACUUAUGACUUUAAUUGAGACUCACCAAAUUCCGGAAUCCCAAUUAUAUAAAGUUACCGAUCUUCAAAAAUUAUACAAAUUUUAA
Strongyloides ratti is the source of this 999-nucleotide messenger RNA. RefSeq lists its product as hypothetical. The transcript is spliced from 3 exons. NCBI's taxonomy places the organism in Eukaryota, Metazoa, Nematoda, Chromadorea, Rhabditida, Strongyloididae. The record is from RefSeq and is a predicted model, not a curated record. The coding region runs from base 1 to 999 and encodes 332 amino acids.